Molecule: messenger RNA, 4964 nt
Organism: Cydia amplana
Lineage: Eukaryota; Metazoa; Arthropoda; Insecta; Lepidoptera; Tortricidae
Gene: Pkcdelta
Product: putative protein kinase C delta type homolog
Exons: 10
Coding region: 121-4704 (1527 amino acids)
Biological process (GO): peptidyl-serine phosphorylation; intracellular signal transduction
Molecular function (GO): diacylglycerol-dependent serine/threonine kinase activity; ATP binding
Source: RefSeq, a predicted model, not a curated record
GCGGGGGUCGCGAGCGCGGGAGGGCGGGCCUGCGCCCGCGCCAGUCGCGGCCGGCCGCCAGUCCGCGCGCGAGCGAGCCCGCAUGCCGCCACGCGAGUGCACCCGCCGCGACGCAUCAAAAUGCCACUUUACUCCGAUCACAUAUCGAACAUGUAUUACAGUGGAUCGCCUUCCUAUAGUGCCCCCUACAGUUACGGAUCGAAAACACCAAUAGGAUCGUCGUACAGUGCAUCAUACCUCAAUCCCGGAUCUAACUACAGCAACCAUUCCUCGCUCGGAGGAUACACCCGCCCUCAGGUCAGCUCGAGGUGGAUUACCAGCAGCGGAAGAACUUACUCUCCUAUACUCAGCACUAUAUCGGAAAGAAAUACAUCAAGUCCUUCAAGGGUAAGCAGUCCUAGAAGGAUAGCUAGUUACAAACGGAGUUACGUUCCCUCCAGCUAUACUCCGCGACCAAUAAAUAUCAACACGGCUGAUAUUGACGUGUCAAGGAACAAAUAUCGACCAAAGACAGAAAGCCCGCCCCCGCCUCCACCUCAGGCAGAUGCGCCGACUGCGGAUAAUGAAAAUGGACCGUUCAUGCCACGAAUAGAUGGUAAGCCUGAAACUGGCAUAGAUUCCUCUCCUGGAGAAUUGAGGAGUACUAUAAAACGAGGUCGUACUGUAGUACGGCUGCAUACAAUUAAAAGAAAAGAUAGAGAUUCGCCUCGCAAACCUUUAGACGAAUCCCAGAAAUCAAGUGCCGAAGAAGGUGAUAAAAGUGAGUCUGUUGUAGAUAAUGCUCCUUUUAAAGAUGCAUCAGAAUCAAUGAAAUGGAGAGAAAAGCUUUCUGAAGACUUAAUAUACAAAGAAAAAAAAGAAAAAAAGACUAUAGGAACCAAAUUGAUGGAAAAAUUCAUUGUCAAAGAUAAUAACGAUAGUGAUAUUGAAAUAACAAGUAAUAGUAAAAAUAAACAAGAACACGCUUUAAGCGCACCACUAGCACCUCAUUCUAGCACGAGUAGAUCACCCACCAGACGAUGUUCGGUGGAGAUUUUAGCCGAACAAGCAAACGUCUUAGACUCGUUAAUUAGAAAUGAAAAUUUGAGUACGGCAACUUUAGAUUUAAGCAAAGUUGGGACAGAGGAAUCCGUUGGCAUUACAGGAGGUCAACGCAACCCUUUAAAAACGACGAAAUCCGACAAUUCCUUAUACGAUCGCUUCAGAAAGUCUAGAGGUUCCAAAGAACUUAGGCAUUCAUUAAAGAGACGCAGUUUAAAAAGGUCCUCUUCAGGAGGUAGACUCGACUCUAUUACUGAAUUUCCUAGGGAGGCUUUAUGUUCUUUACCAUCUAUUGAAGAAAAUAGAUCAUCGAUAAAAUAUGUAAAUGCCAAACCAAAACCCAAGUUAAAAGCAAAGAUAACUGGAACAGUGGAAGUAUCUCCACCAACUAGUGCUUUGAAAUUUAAAGUUGGAGAAGUUGUUGUAGAGGAAAAGCCUCGUGCUUUGAAAAAAGAAAUUUCAUUUAGCAGUAGCGUUGAUUCUAGUUUUGAUGACUGUCCAGAAAAUCGGAACAGGUCAAUUACUAAUGCAUUGCGUAAAAGUAGAAUGCGGUCUUCUAUCCGUAGAAAAACCGACCUUGAAAGUAAUGUUCCUUCGCCUGAACCUGACGACAGUAAUUUCUGGGAUAAAAUAGGCAAAAGGGAGACCGUUUACCUUUUAAAAAGAAAACAAAAUAUAGAAGAUGCUAGAGAAAAACAUCGAAGAGCUCUAUUUUGGUUUCCAGAAGACGAGGCACCAAGUGCAAAUGAAGAUCAUAUUGAGUCUCCCCCUAAUGUAAAUGACUCUCAUAAAACAGACUCAUUGGAUAUUGAGAAUACCGCUAAGCAGCAAGAUACAACAAAUAUUGAUGUUAGCGAUGUUACAGUUGAAGCAUCGAUUUUACCCAAGGAACCUGAGUUGCCUUCAUCCGAUAUUAAUAGUAAUAUGCAGCUAACGAAUCCUGAAAUAAAAAAUGAUAAUAAACAUUCUUCGUUAUUUGGUUCUAAAGAGGUAAAAGAAAUCUCAACAAAACAAGCCAGUGAAACAAUCUAUCAAGAUGUGAAUAAACCACUGAUAUCAGAUGGUAUCUUAAAUGUUAAACAAGAAAAGUCAAAUGCAAGAAUAGUAAAUAACAGCGACGUCAAAAAGCCUGACGAAGUUGAAGUUAGUAAUCAGGUGCCGCAAAUUAACAAAAAUAUUAAGUUUCCCAAAAGUGAGGAGGACAAAAUUAGUAAACUUGACAAAGCACCAGAACAAUCAAUGAAUCCAUUGGUGCCCUCUAAUAAAAAUAUUAAAGAAGUGCUUUUGCAGGAACAUAGUGAAAGUGUUAUUUGUUCGAAAUCAAUAAGACCGGAAGAUCUAAAAGUCAUAGAAACAAAAGAUGACAUAAUUCUUAAGCCAAGGAAAACAGAUGUCGCUGUUUUGGAUAAUAAAGUAAAUGAUAGCAAACAGGAAUCUUCAAAAGAAUUUAAAACGGAAGAAAAAAUAUGUCCUGUGCAUGGCAAAAAAGAUAAAACCACUUCGCAAAUUGAAACAAAUGCAGAAUCUUCUAAAGUUAAGAAAGCAGAAUCUCCAGAAUCGUCAAAGAUGGAGGAUAAGACUUCUCCUUUACAUAGUAAAAAAGUAAUCAUGUCUCCUUAUGUUGAAACAAAGGCAGAAUUAAAUAAAAUUAAAGAACAAGAGUCCUCAAAAGCGAAACAAACUGGGGAAAAUAAUAGUACUGAUAGCAAAAAAGAGGGCAUGCCCUUGCAUAUAAGCGUAAAGGUAGAGUCGUCGAUACCAUCUACUAUCACUAAAGUAUCAACUGUGGAACAAGCAGAUAGUGAGGGUUGUAUGUCACCUGAGACUACAUAUAAAACAGUUGAGGUAAGGGUUGAUUCAGAAGCAAAUACACAAGAAGCGAACACCGUUACUGAAAAGGCAGUGGAGAGCCCUUCUUCUGAGGCGGCACCUUCACAAAUACCAGUAAUUAUAGAAUCUGUAAACAUUCCAAAAGAAGAAACUGCAGUUAAUAAUGAAGAGCAAAAAGCAAGAGAGAUUAUAAAGGCUGAAAAUAAAUCUAUAAACAAGGAAAAAGAACAACCAAGACAAUCACCAUCACUAGAGAUUACAAAGGUCCCGAUCAGAAAGCCAGUUAAAGAAGAACUGGCAGUUAGGCCUCUUAUAGCUACUCCUCGUCCUCUACAAAAGAAGAGUCCUCAAGUCAUUCAUUCAUCGAGUUCAUCCUCGUCGUCUUCAGAAGAAGAUACGUCAGAUGAUGAGGAUGCAGACGAGUCAGAUACCAGCGAGGAAUCUACAGAGUUCUUCGAGUGCGAAACCACCGCAGACGGCAGGACUUCCACGGGAUCUAACGAUUCUGGAUUUGACUCUUCGGCACCAACGUCACCAGCAGGUUUCGUCCACGUUAAAAAAGACUGCGAUGUAAACUGCCAUCGAAAAUGUGAAAAGUUGACAGCGAACCUGUGCGGGGUGAACCAGCGGCUUUUAGUGGAAGCUCUGUCAUCUCGAAGCGCCUCUGUCGUCUCUAAAAGAGGUGGCGAGACUCCCGGGACGUCCGCGGCGGCGCCCAACACGCCCGACUUCCACGAGCAGGAGCUCGAGCAAUCGACAGCGUAUGGGCUAUUCCGCAAGACGGGUCGCUUCACGCCGCCCGCGCGCUCCAUACCGCGCUUCCGCAAGUACAACAUAGAGGACUUCCACUUUGUCAAGGUCCUCGGGAAAGGCAGCUUCGGAAAGGUUCUUCUAGCCGAGCUUCGAGACACAGAAUACUACUACGCCGUGAAAUGCUUGAAGAAAGACGUCGUGCUGGAAGACGACGAUGUGGAAUGUACGCUCAUCGAGAGGAGGGUGCUCGCCCUGGGCACCAACCAUCCUUAUCUCUGCCAUCUGUUCGCGACCUUCCAGACUGAUUCGCACCUGUUCUUCGUGAUGGAGUACCUGAACGGCGGCGACCUGAUGUUUCACAUCCAGCAGAGCGGCCGCUUCCCCGAGUCUCGCGCGAGGUUCUACGCGGCCGAGAUCGUGUCGGGCCUCAAGUUCCUGCACAAGCGAGGAAUUGUUUACAGGGAUUUGAAACUGGACAACAUCCUCCUGGAUUUCGACGGGCACGUGCGCAUCGCCGACUUCGGCAUGUGCAAGCUGCAGAUCUACUUGGAGAAGACCGCGGACACUUUCUGCGGCACUCCGGAUUACAUGGCCCCUGAGAUCAUCAAGGGCCUGAAGUACAACCAGACGGUGGACUGGUGGUCGUUCGGCGUGCUGCUGUACGAGAUGCUGAUUGGCCAGAGCCCCUUCAGCGGCUGCGAUGAGGAUGAGCUCUUCUGGUCCAUAUGCAACGAGAUGCCGUCCUAUCCGCGCUUCUUAUCAACAGAUUCUCUCAAUAUAUUAACACGGUUAUUGGAUAAAGACGCGCGUACGCGACUGGGCGGCAUCGAGUGCAUGCACGGAGACGUCCGCGACCAGGACUUCUUCCGCCAGAUCCCCUGGGACAGGCUGGAGAGGCGGGAGCUCGAAGCACCGUUUAAACCGAAAGUGCGGCACCCACUGGACACGCAGUACUUCGACCGCGCGUUCACCGGCGAGCGGCCGCGGCUGACGGCGGUGGAGCCGCACGUGCUGCGCUCCAUGGACCAGCAACCGUUCCGCGGCUUCUCCUACACCAACCCUAAUGCGACCGACCGCUAAACUAAACCAUAUCAUCACUUAGUGAUGGUUGAAUCUCUUUUGGCGUAGCUUCGAGCUCAUGGCUGUUAGCCUUAAUCGAACCAGUAUAAAUGUGAUCUCCGAUUUCGCAGUUCUUGGGGCGUUACACUAAGACGAGCUCAGUUGAAACAUAAUGUUUGGUGAAUUAGGAAGAUGUCAUACUGACGAGAAGAAUUCGAUUGCUUUUCAGCGUUUCGUUAAACAAUUAAUUAAAUUGUGCGAAGGCGAUACUUAAAUAGCUA